AGUAGAGUUAUCUCCCAUAGAUUUUUACGUCACACCCGAGAUUUGUGAACAGCAAAUAUGCGAAAUAUACUGAGGAUAACUUGACGUCACAAUGAGUCAUAUACCGCCUUCACAUCAACGGCUGAAGGCCAUUGAAGAACGGCUGCGAAAUCCGAAUUCGGAACUUAACAUAGACAGCUUAUUGGAUGGAGUUGUUGCGCUGGUGCGCGACCUUGACCAUCAGGCAAUCCGCAGCCGAAAUAAAAGUGUGGAACAGUUCCUUAAUAAAUAUAAACAAUCAUUUGAUAUGAUUACAAAGAAUCGAAUGCAACACAAUGAUUUUAAUGUCAUCAAAGUUAUCGGAAGAGGGGCGUUCGGAGAAGUACAGUUGGUACGUCACAAGAUCUCAAAAAAAGUUUAUGCCAUGAAGCUUCUCAGCAAGUAUGAAAUGAUAAAAAGAGCUGAUACAGCUUUUUUCUGGGAGGAGAGAGAGAUCAUGGCAAAUGCAAACAGUGAGUGGAUUGUACAGGUACAUACAUAUUGAUUUUUAU
This is a messenger RNA of Mercenaria mercenaria, 530 nucleotides long. Its product is annotated as rho-associated protein kinase 1-like. Bases 92 to 523 code for a protein of 143 amino acids. The record is from RefSeq and is a predicted model, not a curated record. The transcript has 6 exons. NCBI's taxonomy places the organism in Eukaryota, Metazoa, Mollusca, Bivalvia, Venerida, Veneridae. Gene Ontology annotation, cellular component: cytoplasm; cytoskeleton. Gene Ontology annotation, molecular function: ATP binding; Rho-dependent protein serine/threonine kinase activity. Gene Ontology annotation, biological process: peptidyl-threonine phosphorylation; embryonic morphogenesis; regulation of cell junction assembly.